AUGGGCUUGUUGGGAUCUAUCUUCGCGGCUGUGGCUUGCAUCCUCGUAGUUGGAACCAUCACCCGAAUCCCCUACGACAGCAUUUUGCUUGUGAAAGAGGCAAAGAUCAAGAGCGCCGAGACCAUCCUGGCAUCAAACCUUAAGAGAGAUGCGGCAGGCAAAGCAAGGAUUGAAUCUGAGCUGCAUGCUCUGCACCAGAAGGAGCGAUCCCUCGAGGUGGAGGAGCGUCAGUUGAGUGCACGCCAUCAAGAGGACAAGAAUGAGUUCCAGCAGCUCAAGAAGGAGCUCAAAGAGAAACAAUUGGCGGAUCUAAACCUGCAAAAGACUAUUGAUGAGCUGAAGCUAGAGAGGGAUUCUAAGCUCAUCAAGGCUGUCUCAGACACUGUUGAGGCCUCCAAGCAUCAAGUCUUGAAGACAAAAUCUGGCAGCUCUCAUGCAAAACCAGCUCUCGCUGCGAACAAAGUAAAAUUCCAGUUGCUCAGGAAGAAGGUUUAUCCCAAGGGCGGCGGAGCACAAAGAGCCAUCAAAUUGAUUGACAUCAAAUCGAACGAUUGCCUUCCUCCCAAAGUUCUGGUUGACGGAGUGUGUCUUUCAGACCCUGAAAGUAUGAAACCUCCUGCUUUCUGCUCCGACAAGAACAGUGCACAAUGCAAAGAGUGGAUGGCAAAGAGAGAGCAACUUAUCGAAACCUACAAGCAGCAGCUGAGGGAUAAUUACCCAUACAGAUACAGCGAGGACGAGUAUUCUGGAGACUGGCACUACACCCCAGGAUUCAGCCACAAGUAUCGCGUGAUCCCUCAAAGAUACCCUCACAAGGACGGAUCCGAUCUCGGGGACAAUUACAUCUCUGGCCUCAGUGAUAGGGACUUCGAAACAAGAGAGUUUGACGAUGCCUUUGUUCGAAGCUCUGCCAGCAAGACUCGAACGCCUGUCAUGUUCAGGCCUGUGACCGGAUUCCAUGACACCGAUCUUACAGGACGAUAUCAGCUUGAGCACUUGAAGCCCGUCGUCCGGUCGAUGGACAAGGGGACCAUGGAUCUCCAGCAUGAACUCUUCGGAGACGACAAGUACUACGAUGAACCGUUCUACUCCAAACAGUACCAUCCCAAGGUUGAACCCCGCGUGUUCAACACACAAGACCGCUUCCGCCCUCUCUCUGCUGGAAAGGUCCUGAAGGAGAACCAAAAACUCGCAGUUAAGGGAGACCUUACCCCUGAAGAGUCGCAGCUUGUCUAUGGGAACAUGGGCUCAGAUAAGUGGUUCAAGGAUGACAAGAUGCCUGCAGAGACUGUCAUGGAACAUCACAAGAACGACUUCCGCAAUCGCAAGGCGCGUGGCGAGCCUGUCAGCGACGCUCUCAUUGCUGGCUGGGACAUGAUGAACGGAGUGGCGGAUCCUUGA
Guillardia theta CCMP2712 is the source of this 1401-nucleotide messenger RNA. RefSeq lists its product as hypothetical. Bases 1 to 1401 code for a protein of 466 amino acids. The transcript is spliced from 21 exons. The record is from RefSeq and is a predicted model, not a curated record. NCBI's taxonomy places the organism in Eukaryota, Cryptophyceae, Pyrenomonadales, Geminigeraceae.